AUGUCUUCUUCAACAGAUUAUAAAGCAUCUUCAUCUGAGUUCUCUAUGACAGAUUUGGGUUCUUUAAACUAUUUUGUUGGUAUUUCGGUUACUCGCGAUAGUCACGACAUGUUUCUUUCUCAACGAAAUUAUGCCCAUGAGAUUCAGGAACGAGCAAACAUGUUUAACUACAAACCUGCUCGAACACCGGCAGACACUUCUGCCAAAUUUGAUGGCACAGGACCUCCUGUAUCCGACCCUACUCUUUAUCGCAGCCAGGCAAGAGUUUUGCAAUAUUUAACCUUCACAUGCGCCGAUAUCACAUAUGUUGUUCAGCAAGUUUGUUUGUUUAUGCAUGAUCCACGAGAGCCCCACUUCUCGUCUCUCAAACGCAUUCUUCGUUAUGUUCGAGGGACUAUGGAUCAUGGUUUAUAG
Lactuca sativa (garden lettuce) is the source of this 414-nucleotide messenger RNA. The record is from RefSeq and is a predicted model, not a curated record. Lineage: Eukaryota; Viridiplantae; Streptophyta; Magnoliopsida; Asterales; Asteraceae.